Messenger RNA from Sciurus carolinensis (gray squirrel), 263 nucleotides. Its product is annotated as 40S ribosomal protein S27-like. The transcript has a single exon. The coding region runs from base 83 to 241 and encodes 52 amino acids. Gene Ontology annotation, biological process: ribosomal small subunit assembly; translation. Lineage: Eukaryota; Metazoa; Chordata; Mammalia; Rodentia; Sciuridae. Gene Ontology annotation, cellular component: ribosome; cytosolic small ribosomal subunit. Gene Ontology annotation, molecular function: structural constituent of ribosome; RNA binding. The record is from RefSeq and is a predicted model, not a curated record.
AGAUCUCCUUCAUCCCUCUCCAUAAGAGGAGAAAAGGAAACACAAGAAGAAGCACCUGGUGCAGAGCCCCAAUUCCUAUUUCAUGGAUGUGAAAUGCCCAGGAUGCUAUAAAAUCACGACAGUUUUUAGCCAUGCACAAACAGUAGUUUUAUGUGUUGGCUGUUCAACUGUCCUCUGCCAGCCUACGGGAGGAAAAGCAAGACUUACAGAAGGAUGUUCCUUCAGGAGGAAGCAGCGCUAAAAGCAGCCUGAAUCAAGAUGAG